AUGGCCGUCGAAUCAAAUGCCACCCCGGCAGCAGUGAAGGAAGCAUUCGAACAAGAGAUCUACUCCUCGGAUGGCACUGGCGUGCGCUUUGGCUCCCUCUUCGGCUCUGUCGACACCUCCGAGCCAGUAGAGGAACGAGUCCUGGUCAUCUUCAUUCGCCAUUUCUUUUGUGGAAAUUGUCAAGAAUAUGUCCGUCGAUUGUCAUGCCCCGAAUCACCAUUCCAUCCAUCUCAGAGACUCGCCAACGACAUCUGUGCCAACCCGACGAAAAACGGCUCGAAACCUGUUUCACAUCCGCCGCCAUCGGUGAUCAUCGUCGGGCCUGGCCUGCCAUCUCUAAUCCGAUCUUAUACGGAUCUCACGCAAUGCCCCUUUCCUGUAUACGCCGACCCAUCCACGCGCUUAUACGACAUCCUGGGAAUGCACCGAACUCUGUCGUUAGGAAACAAAGCACCGGAAUAUAUCCAGCGCUCCCUCCUCAGCAGCGCCGUGAAGUCCGCCUGGCAAGUCGUUAAGCGGGUCUGGAGCGGUGAUGCAAUGGGCGGUGGUAACUGGGAAGUUAACGGUGGAGAGUUCUUGUUUGCGAGACACGAUGGGGGCCGUGUUUGUACCACGCACGACCCGCCCAAAUCGGACUUGCCCUCGAGACGAUCAAACAGACGAACAGGCUGGGCGUCAGGAUCAGCGAUUCAUGGGUUGGGCUGGGAAGUAUCCUGGUGCCAUCGAAUGCUUAACUCACGCGACCACACCGAGCUCGUUGACUUGCAGCACCACACUUGCUCCACCAUAUCUCCCAUCCACAUACACGCCCGAGUAGACUCUCCGCCGCAGUCGAUCCUCGUUAGAGGCAAACAUCAUGUCCAGCUGGAAAUCAAAUCCCAGGGCUACUCCAGCCAAUGCCUUGGUUCAUGCCCGGGUCCCGACAUACCCAGAUUCCGCAACGAAGCUCCUAUUGACCAUGAUUCUCCACGGCCGCGCUCUAGGCUCCAUGGCAGACUAAGGUCGCGGAGUCAAACCACAAGCUUGCGCCGAGCGGGAACCCUACCAGUGCCUACCGGAACAACAACUUCUAUGCGGCUCGAAUCGCCGGCGUCAACUGUCCUGUUCAUGGGAACACAGCCGCCGCAUACCUCGAGCACUAUCGAGGAGGGGGAGGAGAGGGGGGAGCUCCCACCGCGGAAAAGUCUCACGGCCAGUACGGUCGAUCGUGUUGGGGUGUUAGUACGUGCCAAAUCGAUGUCGAAUCGGGCGGCGAGAUCAGGGACGAAGACACCAAUUGGCGGAAUCUUCAGAACAGCGAGCAGGGCGACGUCGCUGGUUCAUUCAAGACGUCGGCCUCAAUCGAAUGCGGGUUUUCAAUCGGAUCCAGACCCAGACAACAGCAAUAUCUCUCGGUCCAGCUCGUCUCUACCGUCCCGGUUGGAUACUCCUUCAAAGGCACGUCCCAAGUCCUCGCCACGAGGUCAUGCGCACAAGCGUACUAGAACCUUCUCGUUCUCCAAGCCAGGUAUGAACCGUGGGGAAGUGAAGAUAGGCGAUAACGGAGUCAUGCUCGUCAAUGGCGUCGAGUUCAUCAAUGUGAUUUCUGUCAAGGCUCGGAUCGAACGUGUCGAUAGUGGGAUCCGCCAUGUGGAUUUUGACCGUUCUGUUCGCUGA
Capronia coronata CBS 617.96 is the source of this 1656-nucleotide messenger RNA. RefSeq lists its product as uncharacterized. Lineage: Eukaryota; Fungi; Ascomycota; Eurotiomycetes; Chaetothyriales; Herpotrichiellaceae. Bases 1 to 1656 code for a protein of 551 amino acids. The transcript has a single exon. The record is from RefSeq and is a predicted model, not a curated record.